This is a messenger RNA of [Torrubiella] hemipterigena, 1015 nucleotides long. NCBI's taxonomy places the organism in Eukaryota, Fungi, Ascomycota, Sordariomycetes, Hypocreales, Clavicipitaceae. The record is from the annotation of a GenBank genome assembly.
GGCGGAGUCGUAUUAUCAUGAUAUGCUAGGUAUAGUAGGCACCGUGGUAACGAACAUGUUGCCGCACAGCCGUAAUAAUAGCGCUCGAAGCGUCACAAUGCGCCUGUACUGCUCUGGCCAUCACUUUAUGACUUUGUAGUGCCGCUAUGCCGCCUUGAUGGGUUUCUCACUAAGGCACGCUAAAUGAAAUUGUGUAUGCUUUGUUUUGCAUGUGUCUCGCGAUGUUUGAAAAUUAUGGUGCUAAUAGACCUGCCGUUUGCCAUAUGCGGCGAAGGAACAGCCCUAAUCCAACCUAAGGCACUAUUCGCAUCGGCGCGUAAAGGUCACAGUUUAUGUUAUUUCGCAAUUACAGACAGGGGUUGUAACGUGUUUGGGGGGACCCUAAGAUACGGUUAAUCAAGAAUACGCCAGCGGGGUCGCGAUCGUCGAACGCUAUGGACCUGAUUCUUGAGGAAAAAUACGCGUAAGUGGUUGUUGUUCUUGAGCUUCGCUAUGUAUAGUGGAACUAUCGACGAACAUUUUGGUCCCCUCUUGCCCGAGGAAAAUGAGCAGUUCGAGCUUGAUACGAGUGAUGACGAAGCGACCAGCGAUCACCCUGCUGAAAAGGAGUUCUAUGAUGGGCUCCGCACCUCAACUGCCAACUUCGACGGAGGUACCACUAGCGGCAACUUGGAUGAGGUUGAUAGCGUUGAUCUCUCUGGUGCUAAGCGAAUCAGUACUGAAUAAUUUAUUGCAACGGUGAAUUCUUCUAUAUUUGAUGGUAUAUAGGCUCUGAACAUGAUUCAAAGCAAGUACUCUAUGAAUUAUAGUGAAUUAAAUGGGUCCAAAACUGCUACUAUGGACGAUGAGUACUAUCCCGUGUUUCAUCUGGAUAUAAUUAGCAUUGUUAAGUAGUAAAGGUCUCUAUUUAUUCUAGCAAAGUUAUACUACUCUAAAUAACUACUAAAAGUAAAGACUGUUGAAGUGUUUUAGAGUCUUGGAGACUUGGGUGGAGUGGUUUGCUGUUGAGAGCGAU